GGAGUUUGCUGCCACUCCCUGACUUGUGAGUGUUUCUGUAUCAUGUGAGACGAGUUGUUUGCGAGCAGAACCUGUCUGGCAGGUCUGAUUUGGGUUUCGAAAGAAGGAGUGGCAUGCAGAAACCAGGGGACUCUGUGAACAGGCUUAGUCUUCAGGUAACACUUGUCCUGUCUUCUUAGAGGCUUCUUCCACUCUGUCCUGCAACCAUGGAGUCUAGGCUUGGGAUUGUGCUGGUUUUGAUGCUGGCAGCUGUAUCAUCAGCACAGGACUGUACCUGUGCAACCAACAAACGGACAACGUGCGCUCCGGACCGGUCUGGGAUCUGCGUCUGUAGGUUGAUCGCUUCAGCAUGGGUAGCAAAUUGUUCGACAUUGACUUCGAAAUGCCUGCUGAUGAAAACAGAAAUGACCCCGUCAAAGGUCAGGCGCGUCCCCUCUCAUGGCUUUUUGGACAACGAUGGCAUUUAUGAUCCAGAUUGUGCAGCCAGCGGUGCUUUCAAGGCCAAGCAGUGCAAUGGGACUGAUACCUGCUGGUGUGUGAACAGUGCUGGAGUAAGAAGAACGGAUAAGGGUGAACGGACAAAAUUAAAUUGCAGCGAGCUAGUUAGGACAAACCACAUCUUCAUCGAGCUCAAACACAAGAAAAGGUCUGAUCCCUUCGUUAAUUCUGAAGUAGCAAAUGCUUUGAGGUACACCAUUCAAAACCGAUACAAACUGCAUCCUAAUUACAUCGGAGACAUUGAUUAUGAGUAUCCCUUUAUCUCUAUUAACCUAAAACAAAAUGCUUCCCAGAAAUUGAACAGUGAUGUUGAUAUAGCUGAUGUGGCUUAUUACUUUGAAAAAGAUGUCAAACGCGACUCCAUAUUUCAUUCCAGUAAUCCAUUCUCUCUGUCUGUCGGGGGAAAGCCUCUGGAUGUUGAAGAAAUGCUAAUCUACUACGUUGAUGAAAAGCCACCAGAGUUUUCUAUGAAACAGCUGACUCCUGGUGUUAUUGCAGUGGUGGUAUUUGUGAUAUUGUCUCUUUUCAUUGGGAUUACUGUGCUGGUUAUUACCAGGAGGAGGCGGAUAGGGAAGUAUAAGAAAGUUGAAAUUAAGGAGAUGGGUGAAAUGAGAAGAGGACAGAACGUAUAGUUGCUGUAAACUGAAGAUGGAAAUAAGACUUUGAAAAAAACCGAAUGAAAACAGCAGGAUUUAUAGUGUGUUUGUGUGGGUGGGUCUGAGGGCAUGUUUUUCUAAAUCCUGAAGCUUAGAAAGCCAUUGUUAUAAGACCCAAAUGAAUUUAGAUACUUAAGAAUAGUAAUAAUUAUUCUCUCACAUAUACAUUUGUCUGGGAGCUGUUUAAAACCUGUUUCAAAGAAAAGAUGGGGAGGCAUCUUGUUGCUAAAUUUUCCAGGCAUAUAGUUAUAUUUUCAAAGGACAAUAAAGUUGUUACAAUUUGUAGCAUAUGUAUUUGGCAUAGGUCAUAAUACCUGCAUUCAUAUGAUCAAAGCUCUUGUUAAACUUCCUUAUGUACAUUUUAUGGCGCUCCUUUUUUGUCACACUCCAUUACUGAUGCUUGAGUUAUGUGCUGGUUCACUUGACAAGUAAGGUUGGCUUUCUGUUUUAAAAAGAUGUUUUAAGAUAGGCUCUU
Molecule: messenger RNA, 1629 nt
Organism: Gavialis gangeticus (Gharial)
Lineage: Eukaryota; Metazoa; Chordata; Crocodylia; Gavialidae
Gene: TACSTD2
Product: tumor-associated calcium signal transducer 2
Exons: 1
Coding region: 207-1130 (307 amino acids)
Cellular component (GO): membrane
Source: RefSeq, a predicted model, not a curated record